This is a messenger RNA of Peromyscus californicus insignis, 1385 nucleotides long. RefSeq names its product X-C motif chemokine receptor 1 (gene Xcr1). Gene Ontology annotation, cellular component: membrane. Gene Ontology annotation, biological process: immune response; chemotaxis; G protein-coupled receptor signaling pathway. Gene Ontology annotation, molecular function: chemokine receptor activity. The transcript has a single exon. The record is from RefSeq and is a predicted model, not a curated record. Bases 34 to 1035 code for a protein of 333 amino acids. NCBI's taxonomy places the organism in Eukaryota, Metazoa, Chordata, Mammalia, Rodentia, Cricetidae.
GAUGCUCUCAGUAUCUCUGCCUUCUGGGUCCAAAUGGAGUCCUCUACAGCCUUUGAGAAUAUCACCUUUUAUUAUGAUGAUACACCAAGUCGUCUAUGUGAGAACAAGACCAUCUUUGCCACCUUCUCCACCAUUGUCCUGUACUCUCUGGUAUUUCUCCUCAGCCUGGUGGGUAACAGCCUGGUUUUCUGGGUCUUGGUGAAGUAUGAGAAUCUAGAGUCACUCACCAAUAUCUUCAUCCUCAACCUGUGUCUCUCAGACCUUAUGUUCUCCUGCCUGCUGCCUGUGUGGGCCUCAGCACAACAUUGGGGUUGGUUGCUAGGCGAUUUCCUCUGCAAGCUCCUCAACCUGAUAUUCUCCAUCAGCCUCUACAGCAGCAUCUUCUUUCUCACCAUUAUGACCAUCCACCGCUACCUGUCUGUAGUGAGCCCCGUCUCUACUCUGGGUAUCCAUACCCUCCGCUGCCGUGUGCUGGUGACCAUAUCUGUGUGGACAGCCAGCAUCCUGUCUUCCAUCCCUGAUGCUAUCUUCCACAAGGUGAUUUCCCCAAAAUGUGAUUAUUUUGAACUCGGUGGAUUCUUGGCCUCAGUCUAUCAGCACAACAUCUUCUUCCUCCUCUCCAUGGGGAUUAUCCUAUUCUGUUAUAUACAGAUUCUGAGGACCUUGUUUCGCUCAAGGUCCAGACAGAGGCACCGGACAGUCAGGCUCAUCUUCACCAUUGUGGUGGCAUACUUCCUCAGCUGGGCUCCCUACAACCUCAUCCUCUUCCUAAGGACACUGCAAGAAACUGGAAUCAUCCAGCAGACCUGUGAGAUCAGGCAGCAGCUGGACAUGGCUAUGAUCAUCUGCCGCAAGCUGGCCUUCUCCCACUGCUGCUUCAACCCAGUGCUUUAUGUCUUUGUUGGGGUCAAGUUCCGCAGACACUUAAAACGUCUCCUCCAGCAGGUCUGGCUGUGCCGGCAGAAGACAUCUAGCCCUGUCUCAUCCUCCUACUCCCCUGGUGCCUUCAUGUAUGAGGGCCCCUCCUUCUACUGAGAGGAGAGGGCAGCCACACAGAAGUGACUAAGGGAGUUGGAGGAAGGCAAGAAGUGGAUCAGGAAGAACACUGAAUAUGACACAACAGUGGAGAUGCCAGCAACUACUGCAGGGGUGUGGAGGAAAGAAAUGACAGCUGUGGGAAAGUGGCUUCCAGAUGGGCAAUCCAAAGCAAUACUUCCUGGACUCAGCUCAUCAUUCAUUCUCUCACUUAGACAUAGAUUGUUUAUCAGUGGUUGGUCAGAAGAUCCUAAAUGGAAGAAUUUCCAGAUUUUGGGAGGGCUCAAAGCUCUCAGUAUGUGCUAAUUGUGCAGUGAGGUUACUGGCACAUAGGAUUGUCCCAACUGAUC